AUGGAACAACCCUUCACUUACUCACCCCUCCCAUCAAAAGGAUGGUUCAGACUGCUGAGUAUCCUCCCCUCGCAUGAUGAAUCAUCCGAAAUCUCCUGCGAGCUGCAUCAUCACGAGCUAUCUACCUGCCCUCACUAUGAAGCCAUCUCAUACACAUGGGGCAAUGAAGAUGCGACGAAGCGACUGUUGGUAAACGGAACUGUUUUUAAAGUGCGACCAAAUUUACAUGCAGCGCUCAAGGCAUUUCGAAAGCCUCAUGAGGCAAAACUCAUCUGGGUCGACGCCGUCUGUAUCAAUCAGCAAGAUCAAGGGGAGAGGAAUCGUCAAGUUCUCCAAAUGAACCAAAUUUACUCUCAAGCUCAAGCCGUCGACGUCUGGCUUGGGACUGCAGACACAACCUCUGACGCUGGUGUUACUUUCCUGAAGACUUUUUAUACACUUGUCUUCCAGGACACAAGUCAUCAACAAUCUCCGUCACGCGAUGCACGCACGGCCACGAUUUAUCCAGAUUCUACGCCCUUUCACGAGUUUUAUGCGCCCAUUCUAAAACUUCUCGAUGACCCAGAAGCACUGACGGCAUUCAAUCAUGCCGUAACAUUACUCACCAACAGCUGGUGGAGAAGAAUAUGGACACUGCAAGAAAGCGUCCUAUGCCCCAACGUAAUCUGCUGGUCUGGCUCAAAAACGUUUCCUUUCGAAUACCUCUUAGGCUUGUCCCAUUUCUUAUAUCACCUAGUGAAUCAUGAUGCUUACAAAGGCGCACUGGCCCACAGAGACAUGACUCUUGGCGCGCUGAUGCUCGUCGAGUAUCUGCGCAAAGACAUGGUUGCUCACGGGAAAAUCGGGUUGACAAUGGCGCUCUACUCGACUUGGAAUCGCGCGACUUCGGAUCCGAGAGACAAGGUCAUUGGCUUGUUGGGUAUCAUAGAGCCUCGCAAUAGUCUCAAGCCAGAAUACUCAUGGCCAGUCGAGAAGGUGUAUAGAGUGGCGAUGAGAGCCGCGCUUGUCGAAGAUGGCAACCUCAACUGCCUUGGCCUGAUCUCCGAGAAAAAGGAGUCUCGAAACAAGAACCUUGCUUCUUGGGUCCCUGACUUCGAACUCCACUCCGAGCCAUUCAGGGACUACAUAACUUCGCUGUCCAAAGUCCUCAACAAAUGGUCGAUCUACAAGGCCUUUAUGAGCCCAGAGGGAUCUCCUCCAUGCAUAAAAACAGAUGAGGAUGACAGUGUGCUGAUACUCAAGGGCUUUUGUCUUGAUUCUGUCUCCAUUGUCGGAACUCAAGCACCGGGCCCUGAUUUUGAGAAUGUUGGCGAAACAAGCCCUGGACACUGGAGGAGCUCGAUGAGAGACGCGCUAAAUCAAUGGAGAUCUUUUCUCCCACAUAGCGAUAGCUAUGUAACAGGAGAAACUCAGGCUAUGGCCUUCUGGAGAACAGUUCUAGUUGACUUAGACCAAGGCCGCCUAGCCUCAACGAAAGGGGGCCGGCCCAAAAGACUGGACGAGAAUGGUCUACAGGAUCUGUUGCAACUCGAAACCCCAGAGGGGAUGGAAGCCUUGCUAAGCAUAUGGGAGUCAUGCCUUCGACCGAUAUACCGCCAACUUCGAUUGAUUGAGCAGUUCAAUCGGCGUUUUUUCAGGACAGAAAAGGGUUACAUGGGAUUAGGUCCGCCUGAUAUCCAACCCGGUGACGCUAUCUGCCUCCUGUUGGGCGGAUCUGUGGCUCAUACGUUAAGGAGGAGUGAGCACGAGACCUGGAUCUACAUUGGCGAAUGCUAUAUCCAUGGCAUCAUGAACGGAGAGGCCGCUGUUGGAGCAAUUGAAGAAAAGACCGACUUCGCCGAGUAUCGUGUUGUCUAA
Fusarium proliferatum ET1 is the source of this 1857-nucleotide messenger RNA. RefSeq lists its product as uncharacterized. The coding region runs from base 1 to 1857 and encodes 618 amino acids. The transcript has 2 exons. Lineage: Eukaryota; Fungi; Ascomycota; Sordariomycetes; Hypocreales; Nectriaceae. The record is from RefSeq and is a predicted model, not a curated record.